CUACGGUAGCCAAGGAGUUAUUUGUGCUAAUUUAAAAGUGAAGGAUUUUUGUGAAAAAUUUAAACAUUCAAGCCCAAUAAAAGAUGUGUUCAUGCGGAGAUUGCCACUCAUGCCUUUUGCAUUCAUGUCACAGUCAUAGUCACAGUCACAGUCACAAGUGCUGUACUGGAUUAUCAUCAUGCACGUGUCUUUCGUGCUUAACAUGCAAGUAUAAGUCAUGUUAUGGAAAGUGUUCAAGGUGUGGAUUAUAUCAUUAUAGACAUCAACAUCAUCACCAUCACCACUCAUGCUACAAGUGUGAUCCCCUCUGCAGUUAUUGUUGCUGCAUAUAACUAAAAAGACCAAAACGUGCAU
This is a messenger RNA of Chironomus riparius, 354 nucleotides long. NCBI's taxonomy places the organism in Eukaryota, Metazoa, Arthropoda, Insecta, Diptera, Chironomidae. The record is from the annotation of a GenBank genome assembly.